GUUUGCGAAUAAUUUGGAUACCCACUUGACUCAGUCGUGCUCAGCCAUUUGCUUUGGAUGCAAGGUUCAAAAUUCCUCCUUCCUGAAUCUAGAUUUUAGAUCGGUUUAGGUUAGUAAAUGGCACAAUGAAUCACUUAUCACUUAUGCUUUUGGCAGAAUUUAUCAGCUGCAACCAACAUUACACGUUUGUUACAACGACAAUACCGUGGACAAUACAAUCACAUUUUAUGCAGGAACCAACAUGCGACUAUCGGCAACUUUCAAUACAUGUCCAACAUGCAUUGCCGUUGAAUCUUAAAACCGCGCUUUUUUGCGUAAAUAAUAAGACAAUUAAUAAUUACUCGAAUAUAGCUUAGUGUUGAAUAUAAUAAACAAAUAUUUUAAACUUUAAACAACGAAACAACGCAGAAUGUCUUUAAAUCACCACAGAAUGCAUUAAGAAUCAAAUCGUGUUUUCAACUUAUUCUCAUGUUAUAAAAUCGAGGUUAAGUUAUAAAAAUCAAAUUGGAAUCUCACAGAAGUAGUCGAAUUGCAACAAGUUUAGUAUUCUAAGUUGUACCAAAUCAUAAUCCAUAAAAUGGCUUCUCUUCAUGAAGUAAAACUUCUUAUAAAAAGCAUUCUGGGUUCAAGUAGAGACCAAAUGACACAGGCUGAUCUUUAUAAACAAUUCCGCGAGAUGAUAGGAUAUGAUAUUCCACACCACAAGUAUGGUUAUAGAACUGGUCAAGAGUUUUUAUAUUCUAUUCCGGAUACAUGCAUUUUAUCUGGUUCAGGACCUUCAGCAUAUGUUACAGCAGUUUUAUCCUCUGAAUCAGAACACAUCAUCAAAAUGAUUGCAAAUCAAAAAGACAACUCCAAGAAAUCAACAAAGCGAAAACCAAAAAAUUUCUCAGUCAUAGUUCCUAGCACAAGUAAAACUACCACCACAGAAGCACCAUUUCAACCUCCAGCUGUAAAACCACCUUGUCUUGGACAAUUUAAACAACAGACUAAUGUUUCUUCAAAAGUGCCAUUAUUACCAUUACCUAAUUUAAUGCCACUGGCAUGUCCAGCAUCCCAACCACGAUUAAACAACAUUCCUUCUUUGUUAUCAUUAAAUAUCCCACCACCAGGCCAAGUUCCCUUCGAACCACGUGCGAAACGUGAUCCAUGUCCGCCACGUUUCCGGAAAAAACAACAAAACGAAGUAAAUCAAGAUAAAAUCAAUGGAAAUCAUAAUGGACAAGCCAUUGACAAUCAACCGACUAAACUACAACCAUCAACAUCCACUACUACUUGGAAUUCAUACAACAAUACUCUGAAUCAUGAUAUUAACUAUAAAAUACCGCACGUCAUCCAGGAAAAUCUUAAAGAUUUAAUAAUUCAAUUUCCUGAUGGUUUGUGGCUGAGAAAGUUUCCAGAAGAGUAUGAAAAGUGCUAUAAGCAAAGAUUUGAUUAUGUUAAAUAUGGUUACACAUCACUUGUACAACUGUGUUGCUCAUUGCCAUACAUCUUCAAGUAUAAACCACUGCGUAAAGGCGAUGGGAAAUUAUAUUAUGUCAAUGGUGUUAUUCCUGAUGAUAAGACGGAUGAAAUGAUUGAGUUGUUCAAUGAAGUACAACCGUUUGUAGAACACGCGAUUCCGAAUGUUGAAGCAUUGCCACAUGUAUUAAAGAAGGAUAAUGAUUAUCCACCUUGUGUGAUGCUUCCUGGCGAGACAAUUCCACUUGAAGUGAUGCCAAGCAUCGAUGAACAACUUUACACGCCAAUAUUCAUCGGAGAAGUUUAUGAUUUGUCCAAGUUUUGGUUUAGUCUCGCUGAUAAUGAAGAUAAAUUAGAGGAACUUCUUGGAAACAUUGAAAAGUUUUACAACGCACAUUACAAACGUUACACAAUAUCCCGCACACAAUUGACUAAAGAAUUGUACGUGAUUUUAUACAAAGGCGGAAUUGAUUAUUCCCGUGGUAUUGUGGUAAAUUUCGAUGAAUUUAUGGUCACAAUAUUCCGCAUUGAUGAUGGCGUCAUAGAAAAAACAACACUGGCUAACAUUUAUUUCAUGCAUAAGAAGUUUACCAACUUACGAAGGCAAGGCUUGCGUGCACGUUUGGCGCGUGUAAUGCCGCCGACAAAACAAGCGCAAUGGAGUCGUGAUGCUGCGUACAGAUUUCUACAACUCAUCAAGGAGAAAAAAAUAUACGGAUCUAUUGAUUGCGUUGAUGCAUCACAAACGGAUAAAAUCUACGAAUUGGUGCUCUGUGAUUCAUCGGGUGUGAAAGAUAUCUUCAUCCAGGACGUGCUCAUUGUCGAAGGAUUUGCGAUUCCUAUUGAUCAGGAACCCUUGGAAUCCUCCGGCGACGAUGAGUACGUGCCGAUCGUGAACGAUCUGUAUUUGUAUCCGUUAUUCAUCGAAAUUGAAACGGCGACGGUGCCUACAGCAAUGGAAAUGCGCCGAUUGAUUGCGUUGCGAAUGCCUCUUCACGAGAUUUAUCCGAUUUAUUUUAAACGUGUGAAAGAAACUGCGCCUGAGGAAGAUAAAAAUCCAGUGAAUAAGUUUUUCCAACGCAUGAAGAUCUCUCAAGUUGAAAAUAGAGCAGAAAAUGCAUGUGAGACGGAUAGAAAUUCUGAAAGUGACGAAUCUCCUACUUGUAGUGAUGAAAUGACUGAGACAUCAGAAAUUUCCCAGCAGCAGGAGCCUGAAUCUCAAGUUUCUUUAAUAGAUGACACAGAAUCGGAAGUAAACCAAGAUGGCGGUGAAGAUAUGCCGAGUACAUCGCGGAGGGUACGUAUACCACCCGGAUUCAGACGGAGAUUAGUUGUUCCACCGUUUAGUCAAACACAAACGAAUGCCUCACCUGUUGCACCAUCUUUCCAAAGACCAAAUUAUAAUGGUCAGCAACAAAAUUUCAAUAAUUCAUCGCAAUACUCGCUGAACGGGAACAUGAGUCUUGGUGGUAUGCAACCAAAUGUACACGACUUUGGUUUUCACGAAUUACCGAACGGUAAUGAUACGAUUGCGCAAAAUUUGCCGCUACUGCAAAGGCAACUUUAUCUACAACAACAAAUGAUAUACAAUCAGAAUCAGCAGGCAUACUUUCGAAAUCAACCCAAUAUUCCAACUCCGCUCAUGUCGCCGAUGACGAAUUCCAACUACAAAUCACGUCCGGUUAGUCCUGCAAGCAAUUUCGCUUCAAACUUGUAUGGUUUGAACAUGGGACGUAAAUCUCUAGCGGCGUUAACACCAUUUUCGCCGGUGAAUGGACUUGAAUUCAAUAGUAACGUGAAUAAUUUGCGUUCCAAUCACGAAAGGAAUUUCAACAUGGCGGCGUCUGCUAAUCCACCCACUGCGCAGGCUCAAACUAAGAAAUACGUUGUUACCACUACGGUAUUGGAUAAACAAAUCCAUAUUAUACGUGUUAGAUCACGUCCUUGCGUGGCCAUGUUGGAAAUCCAGGAGGUUUUUACGGGUAUGAGUGAUGUUGUUCUUUUGCGUCGUUUACUUGAUAUGUCCGACGUGACUUGGAGGGAGCUUCGGCUUGACUCUAUUAAUGCAACAUUCCUGCAUGAGUUGGCAGUAAAUCGUCUUAUUACUGGAAGUACUAUAAUGUACACUUGUUUGGGAUGUUUAGAUGAGCUUAUCUCUUGUUUAACUAACGAAGAAUACGUUGUAACGAAUUUCGACGCAAUGAUUGAGUGUUUCUCUGAUAACAGUCCUGUUUGGAACGCUUAUGAUUAAAUCAUAGCCGAGGUUUUGUUAGGUUUUACCACUUUUUAUAUUUUUAUAAGUACUUCUUUUAUUUUUAAGAAUAUUGACUCUUUUUUCAAUUAAGUUUAUUGAAUUACCAUGGUUACUGAUUAAGUGUAAGUGUUUCGUUUAUUUUUGAGAGUAUUUUCUUAGUUUUUACUGUUUUUUGGUUGCUGUGCAACAUUUUGACUAGUGCUUUGAGCAUUUAAUUAUGUUUAAAAGACUUUUAUAUGAAACUGUUAAAACUUGUAAGAUAAAAAUGACUAUAUUUUGUACGGAUGUGACGAAACGCAACAUUCUGUUGCUGUCAGUAUUAUUUUAAGUUUUAUACGUUUAUGAAUGCGAAUAUGAAUCAAUAUUUUUAUGAUAUUUGUUUA
This is a messenger RNA of Dalotia coriaria, 4098 nucleotides long. RefSeq lists its product as uncharacterized. The coding region runs from base 578 to 3712 and encodes 1044 amino acids. The transcript has 8 exons. NCBI's taxonomy places the organism in Eukaryota, Metazoa, Arthropoda, Insecta, Coleoptera, Staphylinidae. The record is from RefSeq and is a predicted model, not a curated record.